Molecule: messenger RNA, 1077 nt
Organism: Dictyostelium purpureum
Lineage: Eukaryota; Evosea; Eumycetozoa; Dictyosteliales; Dictyosteliaceae
Exons: 2
Coding region: 1-1077 (358 amino acids)
Source: RefSeq, a predicted model, not a curated record
AUGGCAGAAUUUAGCGAUAUUGUAAUUGAUUGUGGUUCAGAUACAAUUAAAGCUGGUAUUGCAAAUCCAGAAUCAAAACCAAGUUUAGUAUUUCCAUCAAAUUUAUUUACCAAUGAAAGUUUAAACAAGAAAUCAUCUAGCAUUAAUCAAAUAAGAGAAAAAAAGUACAUCUUUGACUGUAGUUUGGCUGAUCCAAUCAAACGUGGUAGAAUAGUUAAUUGGGGCGCAAUGGAAAAUGUUUGGCGUUAUACAUUCAAUGAAUUGCAAGUGAAUUCAAAUCAAUGCAACGUUCUUUUAUCUGAAAUGGCAUUUGCUACUUACAAGGAAAGAAAAGAAAAGGUAGAGAUAAUGUAUGAAAAGUUUGGUGUCCAAAAUUUGUUUAUCUGUAUGGAUGCUGCUUUAUCUUUGUUUUCAUUGCGUCAAUAUACAGGUUUAGUCGUCGAUAGUGGUUAUGAUGUUACAAGGAUUAUUCCAAUAUAUAGUGGAAUCCCUCACUACGUUAAACAUUCAGAUCAAAUUCUUAACAUUGGUGGGAACUCAAUUUCAAAGUAUUUAGAAUUUCUUUUAGUAGAUAAUCCUGCAAGUAAUUCAAUCAAUAGUGACACUGUAAACAACAUUAAGGAGCAGUUGGCAUAUGUACGCGAAGAAAAAAGCCAUUAUUUCGAAGAAAAAUUCUUUCAAUUAUUCGAUGGUACCAGUGUUAAAUUAAAAAAAGAACUCUACAAAGCACCAGAAGUUCUUUUCAAACCAGAGUUAUUAGGAAUUGAUACUGAUCCACUUCACAUCAAAAUCUUAAAAACCGCCAGCUCUGUAGAGGUUGCAGAUCCUUCUGAAAUUUACAGAAACAUAUAUCUAUUUGGUGGUAACUCAUUAUUCCCAGGUUUAAAAUGUCGUAUCCAAAAUGAAUUGUUAUAUAAAGCCCCAAAGGCUAAAGUAUAUAAUUACAAUAAAGAUAAAUUCUCUGCUUGGGUUGGUGGUUCAGAGCAUUGCAAGGUUUUAACAGAACACAAAUCUUGGAUUUCAAAAGAAAAAUAUUUGGAGUAUGGUGGUGAUCUUUUCUAUACCAAUUUCAUAUAA